GUUUACGAAUAUGUCCGCUCUCUAAACGCUAAAUGGCUAAUACCGGUGCCUUUUUCUCGUCUCUUUCAUGCCGGGCAUCAUUUCUGUUAUUCUUCGUUUGCUUUGCCCGCUCUCAGAACAUUGUCGUUUUUCAGCCGUCUUUUCUCGUCUCAAAUGGACCGCAAAUCUCCGCAUUUCUGCUCGGAAACGCAUCAGGGAUCUCACUGCAUCUCAGGACGGUUUCUGCUUCAAACACAACAGGAAGCAUUGGUCCAGCAUCAUGUGUAACAGAAGCAACGCGGUGGGCUCUCACAACUGAGCAGAUGGGAAAGAGUGCAGUUCGAGUUCAUCUGACAUUGAACCAAAGCUUGCAUUUGUGUGGGGAGAAUGAAACGACCGCUAACUGCUGUCCGAAACCGCUGUGUGUCCUGGAAACCCUUCAGGUGUCAGCCUGCGCUGGGAGCACGCCCCAGGCGUCAAUGCUGAUCCAAGUCGCCGUAAACGCCCGGUUGCUUCCUCCUAAUGCAGGAGCUGAUAACAAAACAGUUUUUCCAAACCAAGUUUACCAGCCACUUGGCGUUUGUCCGUGCGACCUGACAUCUAGAGCAUGUGACGCACGCUGCUGUUGUGACCAGGACUGUUCCAAUGAAGAUCUAAAGCUUUUUGCAUCCCACUGCCUGCAAGGACCCUUUGGGGGGCAGGUCUCCCCUCUUCCAGAUUACCAGUGCUCCGUGCAGUCUGCCGAAAACUCCCCAGACUGGUUUCCAUUUUUAUGCGUCAGUUCUCCACCUGAAAACAACCCCUACCUGGGUCUCUUCUACCAAGGGGACACAAUUGCCCCCAGGCCUGGCCCGUCCUUCCAAAUGCCUGCGCUGUCUGCUCCAGUGCCAGUUGGUAUUUAUAUUCAGGGAAGUCCUGUUGUCACGUCAGAUAACAAGUACUUCACAAUACCUCAGAUGGUCCUGGGACGGUGCGUAAAUGGUGCUCCUGUGGCCUUUCUCCAAAAUUUCAAAGUGGAGUGUGUAACUCCCUUCCACUCGUGUCCAACCGGUCCUCCCUUACAAACGCAACAAAAAGACUUGAGCUCUGAAGUGCUGGAUGGGCAAGGCGGUGCUGUCAAGGUGAAUUUGACUGAUGACGAGGCCCCUGAUUUGACUCUGUUCCUUUCAAGUGGUCAAGCUGAUUUUACAUCUGAGAUGCUGGUGUGUGAAAAUGUGACUUUAGCGCUGGAUUACAAAUUCUACUGGAAAGGAAAUGGCAUCACCAGCAUCUCUCUGACACGCACCGUUGGGACCAUCGUCUUGAAUGGAAGUUUGGCGUUAACUACAAGAUAUUCUGCUGUGUUUCUAAAUGGAGACUCUGUGGCUGAGCCCAACUCGGGGAACCCAGGUUAUCAGGUGGGAAGGCCUGUGAUCGCUGGUAUUCUGGACAACAAUACAGAUUUAAUGCAGAGGACACGGAUCAAUCUUUGGAAACCAGUGGGCGAUGGACUCUGUUCCAGUGUCAACAUGAAGCCAGUUGUGUUCGGGGAGAAUUCAACUUCAGGUUGCCUGCUGCCUGUCGGACAACAAAAUACGAGUCGGUGUGAUCUCCUGAGAGCGACUGUUGCCGAUCUGCAGGCGGCUCUAACCACAGCGGCGUAUGUAGCACAGCGUGGUAACCCUGAUCUUACAACCAUGACAGACUGGCUCAACAUCAGCUUUGUGACACCGAACUCCAGCUCAGCGACGGUAGACGCUGCGGGUGUGUGCGGUGAUAUUCCCUCCCACCAACACAUCAGUGUUUGGAGCCUCACCACCAGCCUGGUAGAUGGAGUACCCCAAAGAGAAAUCCAAGCUUUAGAAGUCAGCUAUAGCAAGUCCACUUGGGCACUGGAUUGUGGAGGAGGUGAUGUCUCCCUAUGUGAGGACCCAGAAGAAAGUCAGUUGUUCCCGAUCACCUCCUCGGUCACUUUUAUUGACAUUCCUAUUAAUGCAGGACCAGCCAAAAACAGGUUUCAGAUCAACUUCACAGAAUACGACUGUAACAGGAACGAUGUGUGUUGGCCUGAGCUCGCCUUUCCCUUCACCAGAUAUUACACAGGUGAACCUUAUUCCCAGUCGUUGGCUAAAGGGAUGAUCUUGGUUUUCAUGUUUCUCACUGCAGCAGUUCUUGGAACUCCAUGGAGACAGAUCAGACAGGCAUGGCACAAUGUUUGACUCUAAUGCUCAAAAGGUUCUUGGAAAAAAUGUAAAGGAUGACUUUUAGGUAGAAAAUAAUAGCGUAAGACACUAAUUAGUGGUAUAAUGUCACUAUAAUGUGCUUAUCCGUCUGUGAAAUGUUACAUAUUUUUCCAUAAUUAUACAUUUUGUACCUGUAAUUUUGUAAAUAUUGACAUGUAUUUGUGCACUUAUAGUGUAUUUGUAUAUUUUUGUAAUAAAUAUAUUUUUCAAGU
This is a messenger RNA of Fundulus heteroclitus (mummichog), 2413 nucleotides long. RefSeq names its product tectonic family member 2 (gene tctn2). Gene Ontology annotation, biological process: cilium assembly; smoothened signaling pathway; protein localization to ciliary transition zone. Lineage: Eukaryota; Metazoa; Chordata; Actinopteri; Cyprinodontiformes; Fundulidae. The record is from RefSeq and is a predicted model, not a curated record. Gene Ontology annotation, cellular component: MKS complex. The coding region runs from base 33 to 2177 and encodes 714 amino acids. The transcript has 18 exons.